Messenger RNA from Vollenhovia emeryi, 2530 nucleotides. RefSeq lists its product as uncharacterized. NCBI's taxonomy places the organism in Eukaryota, Metazoa, Arthropoda, Insecta, Hymenoptera, Formicidae. The record is from RefSeq and is a predicted model, not a curated record. The transcript is spliced from 3 exons. The coding region runs from base 845 to 2362 and encodes 505 amino acids.
AACAGGACAUUAAUUUGCUGAAUGUAACGAGCCACGUUUCGCUGAAGCUACAUAUAUAUUCUGGUACAUGAGGCAAGUGAAAAGUACAAAGCUUGACGCAUGUUCCUUGAUCUAAGAUGUAACCUGCCCGAUAAGAGUAUUCACCGAUGGGAGACGACGCACGGGUGAAAGUAAAGUAAAUCGACGUUUUCAAAGACGUCGAGAACGUCGUCGCGAAAGGCGUUGUUUGAGCGAGAUUGGAAAGAUCCUUCUCGAGGAUGCCGGAGGGCGCUCCACUUCCUGGUUCGUUCGAUCUUGUUCAACCGGUUACUUUUAGUCAGUCCAAUUUGGACUUUCGCGAAAAUCAUGCGUUGUCAAAUAUGUUUCAGGGACUCUCUUUUGUCGGCCGGCAGCUUAGCUAAUGAUUACUUAAUAAUCGUUGAACUCGCUGGAAGGGCAGUUCGCAGAAACUCGCUCGUUUCCUCAUAAUGUCCGGCAAAGGAUACACGAUAGCCCGAUAUCUAUCGCACUACCGGGUGAUGGUGGCUCAGCCUGUCACAUUCGCCGUUUUAUCGAACGGCAUUCUAUACAUUUUCACUGCACCGCCGAGGCGUGCACUAUCACUUCCAGUUGCCUACAUAUAAGAGCAGAGAAAUGUUAAACUAGUUUCCGCAAUUUUUCCGGUGGCCGGGUAUAAAGGAGAAAUUCAAUGUCGGCCGAUGUGUCAUUAAAGGUGGAACCGUCGCGUCGGUCUGAUCUGCGAAAUUGCUAGUGCGGACGAGGUGCCGGAUGAGAUAGCGAUUAAACGACGGAAGAAAGCACAGCUUCGUAGCCAUCCGACGGCGAUAGGUGAAUUGCAGCGGAGAUGGAACGACUGCUACUACUCUGUUUGCUGUCACCGGCAAUUUUCGCCCGGUCGCAUAAAACCAAGGAUCCUAAUGACGAGCCAUUUCUACCGAUACACCCGGUCUACCCUUACAGCCCGAAGCUAAUCAAACGAGCCACCGAGGGAGAGGUAAACUCUCAAUUAACGUCGGAGCUGUACGCGCCGAAAGUCGACGCCAAGGACACCUACAGCUCCAGCUACAGCAGCAAUUACCAAAGGGAUUCUUAUUAUCCCGACUAUAAUCCGUAUCCUACAAACAACACGUCACAAUACGUCUAUCCCUACAGCGGCGGGGAGGCGUACGUCUACGCUAGCACGCCGUAUCCCGCCUAUAACUCGUAUCCCGCCCCGUACGCGGUGAAUCCGGCGUCUUAUCCAGUGCCUUCGUAUCCAAACUAUUACUACCAGCCGCCCUAUUACUACCCUCAUUACUUCAGUCACGCUCUGUUCGCACCGCCGCCGGCGCCGCUGCCGUCAGGGGUCGACUACCACGAAGCGUCGCAAGUUCCUAUCGAGAACGACAAGCAGGACGCGGACAAAAAGGGCGAAAGAACGAGAGAGGAGCAAACGAGCCAGGACACGCCAGCGAGUCACUUUGUGGACGGCGGAAACUACAUAGCCGGCAACUCGCGGGACCUCGACGUUCAAUCCAGCACGUACAAAGUGGCCAGCCCGUACAAUCAGCUCGCGCAAGACGUUCAAGCGAAGAGUCUGCCGAUUCCCUUGCCGAAGACCACAUACAGAGUCAUCGGCGUAGCAGGGCAACCGGUGAGUCCGGAUUAUCCAGUGCCCGCUGCGUACAUCAAGACUCAGCAGAUUGAGCAGAUGACAAGCCAAGCGUUGGCUGACCUACUGGCGCAAAACGCGCGACAGCAGUCUAGUCGCUCCUAUGAAAAUAACAGGGACCCCUCGAACGGUGCCAACGGCGGGUCGUACGAGAACCAGGACGCUUACAGUCCGAACGCGCCGUCGUACGUGACACUUUCAGCCGCGAGGAGCAAAACCGGCGGUGUCACCUACGUGAUCGAUUCCGUCGGAAUCGCCAAAGUCAACGAGGACCAAGCGAAGCAUCAAGGCUCGUCGACUCAGAGGGCCCCGAGCAAGAGUGUCAAGUACUCAAACGUUUACGCUCGAAAGCCGGCAUCGCGGAAUCAUCCCCAAACGUCGUAUACAUCGCAGUCCGAAAAUCGUAGCCAUCCCCGCGCUCGCGUGAGCAGCGGUGAAUCGGCGGGUCAAUCUGACAAGUACCGCAGUUACGACGCAACGCAGAGUUACGGCGGCACUUACAGUCAGUCCGGCAACAAGCAAGAACAGAAUUACGGAACGUAUCAGAGUCAGCCGGGCUCUUAUCAGAGCGAGGGUUUUACUGUCGCUCCUCAGACACCUCGAUCGCACACUUAUCAGUACUCCGCUUACGAGUCGGAUCAGGCAGUGCCGCAGCAAGAUGAGACCAGCACUGAAGACGGCACUUUUGGAACUAAACAAUAUAAGGGAUAGAAUAGCAAGCGCAAUCAAACUGAACUGGUGCUGUUAUGCAUAAGAUGUACUGUUCUUUUUCUUGUUAUUUUUCUUGUUGUUGAAUUGACGCGGCUCCUUUUAGUCCUAGCAAAUUAAGUAAUUAAUUAUACAAAAUAUCUCGGAUAUCAAGCACUGUUUUUAUAUUUA